Molecule: messenger RNA, 1262 nt
Organism: Coniophora puteana RWD-64-598 SS2
Lineage: Eukaryota; Fungi; Basidiomycota; Agaricomycetes; Boletales; Coniophoraceae
Product: alcohol dehydrogenase protein
Exons: 11
Coding region: 135-1172 (345 amino acids)
Molecular function (GO): oxidoreductase activity
Source: RefSeq, a predicted model, not a curated record
GCUUUCUUCGGAUACAGAACCACAGGGGCGGGGCUGGUGACAUAUAACCCACACAACAGCUGCGUCUGUGUCAGUGUUUGAACAUCCCAGCUCUUCAAGCUUCGCCCCUCACUCGCGAUUGCCAACACCUCACAAUGACGCUCCCGCAAACGGUUCGCGCAUAUCGCUCUAACCGCGAGGGCUACCGUAAACUCCAACUUACCGAGGGGCCCCUAGAGCAGCCGAAGGCAAUGGAGGUGCUUGUUAAAGUUCAUUCUGUAUCCCUCAAUUACCGUGACAUCGUCAUCGCGAGAGGACUCUAUCCCGGACCCGCAAUCAAAGACAAUGUGAUUCCAUGCUCUGAUAUGGCUGGCGAAAUUGUCGCCUUGGGGACAGACGUGGAGGGCUGGGAGGUUGGCGCACGCGUCAGCGCCAACUUUUCUCUAACACAUCUCGACGGUGACCCGUCGGCGAAAACGAGGGCUAACGCGUUGGGUGCGCCAAUAGACGGCGUUCUGAGGGAGUACAUGACAGUUCCAGUUCAUUCCCUCGUCCGCUUACCCGCAAAUUUGUCGUAUGACGAGGCUUCAACGCUCCCUUGCGCCGCUCUUACAGCGUGGAACGCAUUGGUUGGGCUCAAACCAAUCAAAGCUGGAGAUUAUGUCCUUCUCUUAGGAACAGGUGGCGUAUCGAUAUUCGGUUUGCAGUUAGCUGUCGUCUCCGGCGCCACGGCUAUCGUCACAUCUUCCUCAGAUGAGAAGCUCGAGUUCGCAAAAAGGCUCGGUGCACACCAUACAAUCAACUAUAAUAAGACCAAGAACUGGGACGAGGAGGUUUUAAGAAUCACUGGAGGACGUGGUGUGGAUCAUGUUAUCGAGGUCGGAGGUGCUGGAACGAUUGCCAGGUCCGCCAAUUCCGCCCGCCACGCUGGCUGCGUAGACCUUAUUGGAUUCGUAGCCGAAGGGGCUAACCAGAUUCCUGUUGAGACAGUCAUAUCAAAGGCACUCAUAUUCCGGGGUGUUUUGAUUGGAUCGGUGGCUCAAUUUGAAGCGAUGAACCGGCUCAUCGAGGCGAGGGAUAUACAUCCGAUCGUAGACAAGGUCUUCCCGUUCGAGGAAGCUAUUGACGCAUACGCGUACCUCGACUCCCAGAAGCAUGUUGGGAAGGUCGUCAUCAGAGUGUCCAAGAAUUAGAUAGAACCAAGUCUCUCGUUCACUUUUGUCACCUCGACAUCUUUUCAAGGGUUCGCAAUUUUGUCUAUGGAUCAACAGAAUACGACCCGG